Molecule: messenger RNA, 1442 nt
Organism: Magnolia sinica
Lineage: Eukaryota; Viridiplantae; Streptophyta; Magnoliopsida; Magnoliales; Magnoliaceae
Exons: 2
Coding region: 33-992 (319 amino acids)
Source: RefSeq, a predicted model, not a curated record
CGCCUGGGAGAGAAACACAAGCGGUGAAGGAAAUGGGGCUCUUCACAUUGUGUCUGGGCGGAGGCGCCUUCUUUCUAAUCGGUGCCUGGGAGGCGCUCUCCUCAUCCUACGCCCACUUACACCCAUCGCUCUCUUAUACUUCCCAACCAUCAAGAAAACAUGGAAAUUCCUUCUUCUCUUCCUUCACCCUCUUCGCCAUCGCCCUUUUUUCCUUCUUGUCCAUCCUCAAUUCCAUUUUUUCUUCCGUCGAUGCUCUUCAACACAACGAUCGUGUCGGCUUCGCACUUCAAUUACAAUAUUCGGCAACUUCCUUCCUCUUUCUCAUUUAUUCCCUCACCGGAUUCUUGAUUGAUUUCACCCAACUCCUUCCUUUACCUCCCUCAAUUCUCAAUCUAAUCGCCCUCUUCGCCUUCGGUCAGGAAUUCCUGCUCUUCUACCUCCAACGUAAGGACCCGUACGGCCUCGAGAACCGGUACUUCGACCUUCUCCUUGUUCCCAUCUUCAUCUGCUUCUUCUCAACUCUCCUCCAAAUGGGCCUCCCCAAAUCCCCCUUCCCGACCUUGGCCCGUGGCAUUGGGCUGAUUCUCCAAGGGACCUGGUUUAUCCAGAUGGGCUUCUCUUUCUACACAAGUCUGAUCGCACACGGGUGCACUUUGCAUGAGAAGAGCAGAGGGAAUUACACGAUUAGGUGCAAGGGGCAUCCUGAGUCUCACCGGAGCAAGGCUAUCACGACACUUCAGUUCAACUGCCAUCUCGCUUUUCUUGUUGUAUUGGUUAUCAGCGCCUAUUCGGUCAUGGGUCAGGGUCACAGACCCACGUCUGAUUACCGGAGCUAUAAGCCGCUUAGUGAGGAAUUGAGGCAGUUUGAUAAUCCAUCCCAAUUCACAUUGAAUUCUGAUGACGAUGAAGAAGAGAUAACGUUGGAGGAGAAGGCAAUUCAACAGAAGCCUCCUUUGCAGGUAUUGGGUGCCAAUGGUUUCGGUGCUCAUUGAUGUGCUUGUUGCAGGUCUGAGGAGCGAAUCCCAAAUGAAGAAACCCUGUCUACAUAUUGGCCUAAGAACCUUCUACAUAUUUUACACCAUUGGCCUGUAUUACACCACUAACUAUUCAUCCAAGAAUCCACUAGACUUGGACUAUUCUACUUCCAAGUUCAGCUACAAAACCUCCUAGAGAACUUUUAGACUCUACCGGAGAUCUCUACAUGAGUGUUGCGCGUAUGCAAAAAAUAUUCUACACUCUCCCACCAUGUACCAGCUUCACUACCAUGUAUGUAUCACUGUAUUUAUGUAGAUACAUACAUAUUUUUCUCUUUUUAUGGAUGGACAUUGAAGAGUGAUUUUUUAUAUUUUUCAAUAAAAAAAAAUAGUUUUUUGGAGUUUUUAAAAAUUAUGAAAAAAUAAAAAAUCUGUUUACUUAUAAAAAAAAAUAAUGAUUUUAUUUCA